CCAGACUACUCCAGGACCAAGUGUCUCCCAAGGAGCUGCAGCGGCGGGGGGUGUGUCUGCUGAAACUGGGCAUGUCUGAGCAAAGCGUGGGUCUGUACGGGCGGUCCCUGCUCACACUACGGCCGGGGCACGCAGGCGGGGCGAGGGAACUGCCCUCCCAUACUUUCACUCCCGGUGAUAUUGUGGGUCUGACGCCCUCAUCAGAAGCCAGACCAGGAGCGACCCAGGUGUCGGGUGUCGUGUCGUAUGUCACGACCACGGCCAUCAGCGUGGCAUUUGACGAGUCUAUAGACGUCCUCUCAUUGGAUGGUGAUGCUCUCUACAACAUAGUCAAGCUAGCCAAUGAUGUCACAUACAAACGUUUAAAAAGAGCCCUGAAAGACCUGGAGACGUACGAGCACACCUGUUCCUCACACUUGGUGCAGGUGCUGUUUGGUGAGGCAGAGCUCAGCUCACCUCUCACACAACUCACCUUUCCAGGUGUCACCUCAGCAGAUACGAUUGAUUGGUGUAACCCAUCGCUGAACGAGUCGCAGCGAGAGGCGGUACAGUUUGCGUUACGACAGCGGGAAGUUGCGGUGAUCCACGGACCCCCCGGUACCGGUAAAACAACCGCCGUGGUAGAAAUCAUCACCCAAGCCGUCAAGCAAAAACUCAAGGUUCUUGCGACUGCUCCGUCCAACGUUGCCGUGGACAACCUGGUAGAACGCCUGGCAGGUUACGGUAUCCAUGCCAUCCGUUUGGGCCACCCCGCCCGACUGCAGGAGGGUAUCAAACGCUUCUCGCUGGAUGCACUUCUGGCGGGAAGUGACGGGGCUAAAAUUGUACAAGAUGUCAGGAAAGACAUGACGAAAACACUGUCCCAGAUGAAGAAGUGCCGAGGCAAGGCAGGAGAGUACCAGGCACUACGGCAGGAGAUGAAACACCUGCGCAAAGAACUCCGGGAACGAGAGGAGAAGGCUUCGCUUGAGAUCCUGGCGGGCGCGGCCGUCGUCCUGGCAACCAACACGGGGGCAUCGCCCGACGGGCCGCUCAAGCUGUUGCCACGGAAACACUUUGACUUGGUUGUCAUCGAUGAAUGUGCACAGGCCCUGGAAGUGUCGUGUUGGAUCCCGCUACAGUACGCAGGCCGCUGUGUUCUCGCUGGGGAUCAUCUACAGCUGCCUCCAACCAUCAUAUCACACAAAGCUGCUGCUCAAGGACUGAGUGUGUCACUCAUGGAGCGUGUCAUUGGUCUCCAUGGCGACCAGAUCGUGCGUAUGUUGACAACACAGUACCGUAUGCACCGCGACAUCAUGGCCUGGCCCUCUACUGAACUGUACAAGGGCAAACUGGUCGCUCACGAGUCGGUGGCCUCUCAUCUGUUAUGUGACCUUGCUCCUGUAGAAGAGAACGAGGAUACGGCCCUCCCCCUCUUGCUGGUGGACACCACCGGCUGUGACCUCUGGGAGAUGGACGUGCCGAGUGACCAGUCCAAGGGCAACAAAGCCAUCACACGGGCACGCCGACAUCUUGCCAUCAUCUGUGAUUCUGAAACUGUCAGUCACCACAAGUUCCUGUCAUCCCUCAUGGACUACAUGUCUACACAAGGGGAGGUCAGGAGUGCUCACCAAUACAGUAAUGAUAGCGAAGUGACAGUGUCAGCAGACUACAGCAAUGUUCCAGUCAACGUGCACAGAAAACAGGCCCCAAAAGAAACGUCAGGAUCAACACAAACCAAAGGGGCUGAUACAUGUACUACAGAAAAGGAUGAUGUUACAGCGGAGGUGAAGCAAGAACCACAGCCCUCUGAAGAUGUUGGACCACUAGAGAAGAAAGAAGAGUCAGAUGAAUCUAAAACAGGGACAUUAUUACAAAAUCAACAGGCUGUGGAUGGCACACAGAAAGCAAACAACCCAACAAUAGAACAGGAUGGCUCACAGCAAAUUUCAGAAUCUGUUGGGGGCACCAAACCAAAAAGGAAACGAAACAGAAACAGAAACAAGAACAAAUUCAGCCAAGAAAAUAUUCCUAACGAUAACACAGAAGUCAAUCAAAAACAAACUAUAACAACAGAAAAGGAACAGACAGAAACACUUGCAUCAAACUUCGCCACAUGCGAACAUUGUGGAAAAGAACUGCCUAAACCUAAUCUAGAGCUUCACACCAUGCACUGUCGAAGAGUAGCAGAACUAAAAGGAAAACUACAAGCAGCAAACGCUCCAAGAGAGAAAGUGCAAGCACCCCCUAAGCAAGCAUCAUCAAGGCAAGAGAACAAAAGACGUCCAAAAAGCGGAAAAAAGAAACAAGGCGGUAGAAAUCUAGAUGAAAAAGAGGAUGGGAAUGAUGACUUUGAUGCAAUGCUUGCACGCGUGGUGAAAGAAGACCAUAGCUGCCAUUACGAGAGAUGUAAGAAUAGCGUGGCCACGGUUGGUCAGUUCUGUACCUACUGCCGUAAGUUGUACUGCCUGAGUCACCACAUGCCUGAGGUGCACGGCUGCGGGGAGGACGCUCACAUGGAGGCACGAGCCAGACUGUCCAAGGACACGAUUGUGGAAGGUAAGCUGUAUGCAGGUGCACAGAAGAAGCUGAAACCUGAGAAGAGAGCCUAUCUACAGAGGAAACUGGACAAGAAACUCUCAGGCAUGGAGGAGAAAAGGCAACCCAAGAGGCCAUCUGAAAAAUAAAGUAAAAAUGCCCUGAUAUGUAAAAUUGCUGCCUCACGUCCAAGACUUGUAUUACAAUAAUUAGGAUUUGGAGCUUGAAGUACAAAUGCCUUAAGUAUCAACGUUUUAAGCUUUUUAUCUAUAACAGAAACAUUGAUAUCGUUAUUUGUAUUUCCAUUUCUGUACUCAACUGCACAAAGCCCACUUCAGGGGCAUCCUGAACAGAGGGGCAUCCUGCAAAAGCUGUUACUGUAUUGUUAUCUCAAUGUUGCUUUAGUAGCAAAUUCUCCAAAUGCAUGACAAUGACAUUACAUGUAACAUGACUUGCCUGUGCUAUGGACGAGCCACAAUAAACAAGUGCCAUGCGAUGGGCAAUUUUGCCACACCAA
Branchiostoma floridae (Florida lancelet) is the source of this 3034-nucleotide messenger RNA. Its product is annotated as DNA-binding protein SMUBP-2-like. The record is from RefSeq and is a predicted model, not a curated record. Gene Ontology annotation, molecular function: DNA binding; ATP binding; RNA binding. Lineage: Eukaryota; Metazoa; Chordata; Leptocardii; Amphioxiformes; Branchiostomatidae.